CUAUUCUGCGGCGUUACAAUUUCCGCAAGCACUACCAAACACAAACACACUCCUUUUCCUUCUCCCAGCUCAACACAGUUUUCCCUGAGAGUCGGUCGAGAUGAAGAAAGAUUUUGAGAUUGCGGGAUUCUUAAUCCUGCCCUUGCGAUUCCCCUCCACGCCAGCAUACGCAAAACCUGCAACCCAUUACCUCUAUCUCCGAGCCCACGAGCCUCGCAUCCCCGACGCCGACACCCCGCGCUCCAUGUUCGUUGUCAACAUCCCCGCGGACACGACCGAAGCCCAUCUGCGCCACCUCUUCGGCAUGCAACUAUCCGCCGGCCGCGUGGAACGGGUCGAAUUCGAAGCCCUCCAGAGCACGAAAAAGAGCGCCGCCCCGCAGGCCAACAUCGCCAUGAGCAAGAAGCGCAAGCGUGUCACGGCCGAUGAACUCCAAGCCCAAUUGGACGAUGUCGAGCUCCCCUCCACCUGGGACCGACGUCUCCAGAAGAGCGGCGCUCGCGCUGUCGUCGUCUUCGCGGACAAGCCCAGCAUGGAAGCGAGUCUGAAAGCGGCGCGCAAGGCCGCGAAAAAGGAAACCAAGAUUGUCUGGGGCGAGGGAGUGGAGGACCGUCUACCCUCUCUUGGGCUGCAGCGGUAUCUGAACCAUGAGCAGCUGAGAUAUCCGGAUCGGGCGGAGUUGCUGCGCACGGUCAAUGAUUAUAUGACGGUGUUUUCGCAGGUCGCGGAGGCGAGGAGGCGCGAGGAGGCGCGCAAGGCACAGGAGCCGGACGAGGAUGGCUUCAUCACUGUGACAUCUGGGCCGAAGUUGGCUGCUGCGGCUCAUGAGGAUGAGGCUAGGGAGUUGAUCGAGAAGCAGAAGCAGAAGUCUCAGGGCUUGGAGGACUUCUACCGGUUCCAGUCCCGUGAGAAGCGUAAGGAGAAGCAGAACCAACUGCUCAAGAAGUUUGAUGAUGAUAGGAGGAAGUUGGCGGAUAUGAAGAAGCGGAAGGGAAAGAUUGCGCCCGAGUGAUGCGUUCGUUCCUAUUGUUUGGCAUUGGGUCGUUUAGCAUGGCGUUUGGGAGGGUCGUCCAAAAAGUACUUGAUUCGAUAGAGGACUGGUUUGGGGUUGCUGGACGGUGUGAGUGUCGAAGCUUUCUUUUCUCCUCCUCGUUCCCCCCCCUCCCUCAUAUAUCUGCAUCUGAUGAGUCCGCUGGGGCCAGAGUAGCAAGACUCAGCCGUCGGUUGAUGUCAUGCUGUGUCUACAAAAACCAGCUUCAAUCCAAUCUUCUCACCUCUCUGAAGCAUCUUCUUUUACGAUCUGUUUACUUGGUAGUAUUCUCGUUGCGAUGCUGACUUGGUGGCCUAGGUACAUCUUUGCUUCUUGUAGACUAUAGAUAUCUAACAUGAUUUAUCAUGCCG
This is a messenger RNA of Aspergillus sclerotioniger CBS 115572, 1401 nucleotides long. RefSeq names its product putative ribosomal small subunit assembly protein. The transcript has 2 exons. The coding region runs from base 101 to 1012 and encodes 303 amino acids. The record is from RefSeq and is a predicted model, not a curated record. Gene Ontology annotation, biological process: rRNA processing; ribosomal small subunit assembly. Gene Ontology annotation, cellular component: UTP-C complex; CURI complex. Lineage: Eukaryota; Fungi; Ascomycota; Eurotiomycetes; Eurotiales; Aspergillaceae.